Messenger RNA from Malania oleifera, 937 nucleotides. RefSeq lists its product as uncharacterized. The transcript is spliced from 4 exons. Lineage: Eukaryota; Viridiplantae; Streptophyta; Magnoliopsida; Santalales; Ximeniaceae. The coding region runs from base 254 to 721 and encodes 155 amino acids. Gene Ontology annotation, biological process: intracellular sterol transport. The record is from RefSeq and is a predicted model, not a curated record. Gene Ontology annotation, molecular function: sterol binding.
AAUAAAUAAAAUAAAAUAAAGGGCGUUUGGUCUUCGUUCUGGCUUGUCUGCUUCGCCGGCGACGUCGGGGGCCAUUUUUUUUUUUUUAAUUUUUUAUUAUUAUUUUAAAAGUUGUCUCUAUACUCUGGCGAACUUCAAAAACAAGACAUCGUUGUCAUCGCUUGGCGUCUCCAACUUUGCAACAAGCUCUCUCUCUCUCUCUCUCUCUCUCACAUCGGCGCGGUUGCUUGCUCGCUUGCUCUCAGGGGUGUCCAUGGAGGUUUCAGUUCGGUUCAAGCGCACUAUUCUCCUCUUAUUCGCAGCUUCUUUUCUUCUACCGUUGAUUCAAGCCACGGAUUUUAAGUACUGCGAUAAGGGAGCUGACUAUGCUGUAAAGGUUCAGGACAUUGAGAUAUCUCCUAAUCCAGUGGUGGCAGGCCAGCCAGCCACCUUCAACCUGUCAGCCUCUACUGGUGAAUCCAUCUCUGGGGGAAGGUUGGUUAUUCAGGUUUCUUACGUUGGGAUUCAUGUCCGCACAGAAAAACACAAUCUUUGUGAGGAGACAUCCUGCCCCAUUUCAGCAGGAGACUUUGUGAUCUCGCACACCCAAAAUUUACCAGGAUUUACCCCACCAGGCUCCUACACACUUAAGAUGAAGAUGGAGGGUAAGAACAGCGAGGAGUUGACUUGCAUUGCCUUCAAUUUCAAAAUUGGGUUUGGAUCACUUCUGUCAGAUAGCUAAGACUGCCCAGCGAGAUGUGAUGUCUAUGCCUCAAUUGUUGCUUGUUUUAUUGGCCUGUAAAGAAUAAAUUUCUUUUUUACUGCAACGUCUUCAACAUGACUCUGGAUGGUCUCUCUCCAGGUACCCUUCUGUAAUAUCAUAUCAUACCAACUUUGCUAUUAUGUCAUGUUAAAUAUUUGAAAUAUUCAGUAAUUUUUUAUCAUGUUUUCCUGUGAA